GCCUCGCAGGCUAGCGUGGCCAGGGGAGGAAACCAAGGACAAGGCGGACAAGGCAAUGGAGGCCGAAGUCAAGGGGGUCGAGGAGGUGGUGGCCGGGGCCGAGGAGGAAAUGGUGGGGGUCGCGGAGGAGCCUGAGCCAGAAUGUAGGAAAGAGGUGGUGGAGGUCCCGGAGGAAGAGGAAGAGGAUGACGAUGAAGAGGAUGAGAGGCUCCGACAAGAGGUAGAUCAGCGGGCGGAGAUGAGGGCCAAAAAGAGAGGAGCCCAGGAGGAGGCCGAGCCAAACCUGCCCGACAGCGUGCCUAAGAGGAAGAAGUACGCGGUCCGGAUGGAGGAAGGCUUUGAUGUGGAGCGGAUGGUGGACAAACUCCUGGAAGGCCAUAAUGACUUGAUGAACCUAAAGGACAUCCUGGCUUUGGCGCCAAGGCUCCGUGGUGAGUUGAAGGGACGACURUCGCGAAGGUUGGUGUCAAAUGCCCAUCUGAGUACGGUCCUGCCUAGAGAGGUGGAGUGGACUGAGGCAGGGACAAGGAUGGAUUGGAAAUGUGUGGCGUGCGGGCAGGUGGAUUUGGUGAUAAGGAACCAGAAGUAUACUGGGAUGGUGGACGCGGGCGCAGAGAUGAACAUCAUCAGGGAGAAGGAGGCAGUGAUGAUAGGCAUGGAGAUCGACCGCUCGGACCAUGGCAUGCUGCACGACGCUAACUGCAAGGCCACCUUUUGCGGCACAGCGUCAAAUGUGAUUAUAGAGAUUGGGAAGGUGCGAGCCAAGACUUGCUUUUUUGUUAUGCCCGAUGUCGAUCACCCUAUCCUUCUGGGGCGGUCGUUCCUGUGCCGGACGGAAAUGUUGAUCUUCAACAAGCACCACGGAACAAUGAUCYUGCUCCUGUGCGACCURGCGUGUGGAAAUUAUGAAGUUAUCACCUGCCAGAACACGGGGCCAGGGAGCGGGAGGAAUAGGCCCAAUCUAGGCUCGUUCUUCUUUGAGGAGUYAGAGAACGAGCGGAGACGGCUUUYGGAAGUGCCCGAGGAGGAAGAUAGGGCAGAGGUGCYGACAUUGAGCCUCACGGAUGUGAAUAAGGCCAUGGAGGUGGUAUCGGCUCACGACAUGGCGGAUCCGGAGGCCAUUAAGGCAUUGAGGGAGCAGACGGUCAGCCCACAUAUCACUCAGCCCUAUAUCGAUGACCUGACGGUCAAAGGUCCGAAGGAGAAGGAGGAAGACGAAGUGAUGCCCGGUGUGCGGUGCUUUGUCUGGGAGCAUGUCCAAGACAUCGAUCAGGUUCUGGGGUUAUUGGAGGAACAUAACCUGACGGCGAGGGGCCCCAAGUUGAAACAUUGUAUGAGGGAGGCCACAAUUCUAGGCUUUGUCUGUAAUGAGAGUGGGCGAAGGCCUGAUGUAAAGAAGACAGACAAGAUUCUUGAGUGGCCGGUGCCCUUCCGCUCGAUAACAGAUGUAAGGAGCUUCCUUGGGACGUGCGGAUUUUGGAGGAGCUUCGUGAAGGACUUUGCCACGAAGACGGAGCAUUUAAGGAAGUUGGUGAGCCAGGAUCAAGAAUGGGUCUGGGGCGAAGACCAGGAAAAGGCGGUCGGUAGGAUGAAGGGAGAGUUUAAGGAAGGAGGCUUGGUAUUGGGAGCGCCAAACUAUGAGGCCACGGAGGAAAGACCAUUCGUCAUUGAGACGGACACUGGGCCAACUGCYCUGGGAGGGGUCCUGAUUCAGGCAGAUACUGAGGGGAAGGAGAGACCGCUAAGAUUYGAAAGUCGUACCCUCAAUACAACUAAGAGGAACUACUCUCAGUUCAAGAAGGAGACGCUGGCAGUACUUCGUUGCCGAAGGACCUUCCGGAACUAUGUUUUUGGCAGGAGGCUCAUCUUGAGGGUGGACCCUACUGCACUGGCAUGUUCCCUUAAGAAUUAUACUCCAUCUGACCCAACCGUCGCAAGAUGGUUGACCUACAUUUGGAUGUUUAAUUUCGAGCUGGAAAGGAUCCCAGGGAACAAGAACAGGGCAGAUGGGUUAAGCCGCAUCAACUGGGACGGAUCGGACGAGGAAUCGAUAGAAGACACGCCGCCAGUUGAUGGGUUUUUGGACCUAGAGGAGGACGUCCGCCUGCACAUAAACGAAUGGUCCCUGCRAGUGCCCAGUUGCGUCGGGAACCCCAAGAGGAUCGUAUGUGGGAGAAACCGACAAAUUGAUAUCAUAGCGGCCCUACACGAUGACCUGUUAUUCAUGCCAGCAGGGGAGAAUGGGUGUAACUACAUCUUCGAUGCACGAGAUAGCCUUACUGGGUUUGUGGACGGACGAGCUAUCCGGACGAAGACUGGUCCGGUUUUGGCGAACUGCAUCGAGGAGUAUUACCUGCGAUACUCUUUUGUCAGGGAGUUCGUGAUGGAUCGAGGAUCAGAGUUUACCUGCAAUGAGAUGCUGAGGGCUUUGCCGAUGGGACCGGAUGGAUUGCCUAUUCGAUUGGAGGAAGGCAAUGCGGAGGAGUUUAUCCCAGCCUAUGAGCAGUAUAUGCGCGACCACGGGACUAGGCAGGAGGAGUGGAUGCAGAUGCUGCACCUCUGGACACGGAGGGCGGAGAGGUCGUUGGCGAGGCAGAUCCGGGACAGGGCACACGACUGGGAGGACUGCCARGCCCAGUUGAGACAGGCAUUUCGACRACUGGAGCCYGAGAGACCAGAGCCCAGGGUGGAGAGACGACAAAGGAGUAAGAGGCCACGGGGCCCAGAGGCGAGAGGGACCACUACGACCAGAGGGGGCCGAAAGGCCUUGGCACAGCAAGAGGGGCCAGCAGAGGCCGCCCAGGCGGUGGAGCCRGUUCARGCCGCGGGGCCAGCUCAGGCGGCGGAGCUACCCCCUACCUAUGGACUCGAGCAGGUGGAGUUUYGCCGAAUCAYGGGCAGUGAUCUACAGGGCCCGUCGCCGAUGUUACCAGAGGGRGGAGAGGCRGUGCCSUUGAGRACGCCGCUCGACAGGUUGGAGGCUCAUCUUGAURCGUCCCAGUGGGGGGCGUCACAGCUGGGAGCGGACGAGAGCGGACCGGCACAGUAUGAGCCAGUAGAGGAUGAACCAGAGGAGGAGCCACCUGAGCCGGGGCCWGAGGCGGGKUCUCGCGAACCCGAGGAGCCGCAGACUGAGGGGGUUAUCACUGUUGGGGAUGAUACCCCUCCUCCUACCCCGAUUCCAGAACAGGCGCGACAGUAUUGGCCUGAAGGAAUUCCUGAACCGGACARCGAGGAGAUGUUGGGGCCCCCACCGGAAGCUACUACGCCACCCCCGACGCAGGCGGGGCCAGAGGGGGGCGAGAGGGCGAGGACACCUACUACUGUGGCGCCGCAACUAACUGAGUCUACAGGUGCACGCAUGGAUGUGGAGGCGCCGACACCCGGGGAGCCUCCGCCAGGGCCGCCACCCCCAGAGGAGGGGACAAGUGAGAGAGAUCCACUGCGAGAGGGUCACGAGGCGAGGACAGGGAAGCCACUGGGGGAGGCGAAAGAAGAGAAGCGCGCGAGGGUGCAGGUGCGCCUCGAAGAGCUAUACYAGGAAAAGCUUAGGAUGGAGGCCGCAGGAGAAACGCCAAAGCCGCCAAUCGACCCUCCGACGAGCGAGCAGCGGAUUAGUAAGGCUUGGGCCAGCUAUAAGAGCAAGAGGGAUGCGGCUCGCCUGAGGUCGCGAGAGGUAGGACAGGGGAGUGCAAGAUUGGACGAGGCACGAGAGACAGAGGACUUGGGAUUUUCAGCCGCUAGGAUGGAGAUUGAGAGUGCAGAUAGGAGGAUAGACUGGACGGAGCAAAGCCGAUAUGGUAUCCAGGGGGAGGAGGUACAGGGGCUCUUUGGCCGGGAAGGGACGAGAAAGCCACCUCAGCAAGGAAGUAUGGGGAAGGUAUUUUUGGACCCAAUAGAGGCGGCAGCAUGGCGGGAGGCCGAGGAGGGGAGGUUCAACUUCAGGACGCCCACGGAGUUGGCCUUGCAGCAGGCCACCCCUAUGACGAUUGAGAUCCCUGACGGCGAUCCGGCGCAGGGACCCCAACCUCCAGUGGAGGAAGGGGGGCCCACAGAGGAGUCCCCUACGAUCCUUUUGGAGGUGCAGGAGGGUGCCCUUACGGGAGCAGCAGCAUCCACGGAGCCGGAGGCAAUGGGGGGAGAGGCGUCUCGACUGGAUGAGAUAGUGGCAGAUAUGGAGUUGGACAUGCCGUCAGGAGAGCCUCAGAGACAGAAGACCCCAGAGCGUGUGCCAGAGAUAGGGGAGCUGAGGACGCAGUUAGGCUCUUGGGCUACUGGAGCUGACUCAGGAGAGCACAUCUCAGAGUAGCAGCAGGAAGUUAUGAGUGAGCCAGCAACUGCCGUGACUCCCUAGACUUCCGACCUCCAUAGGGACGAG
This is a messenger RNA of Chara braunii, 4378 nucleotides long. Lineage: Eukaryota; Viridiplantae; Streptophyta; Charophyceae; Charales; Characeae. The record is from the annotation of a GenBank genome assembly.